ACAUCAUUGUACAUGCAUAGAAUUCCGUGUUCCUCAUUGCUUGCUUUACUGCUGACCAGAUCAGACGUAGCGAAGCCUUUUUCCGAGAUAACCGCUUAGAUAAGUUGUAGAUUCACAUUUUAACAACUGUAAUUGUGAAGAAAUGGCUUAUCAAUUCCCAAGACAACACAAUGGGAGGACAGGACCCCAGGCAAGAUGGGAAAAUCAACAAAACCACAAUGGGAGGACAGGACCCCAGGCAAGAUGGGGACAUCAACAAAACCAGCAAGCCUGGUCUCAACCUCCACCCGUGGAUUUCUUACAUGGGGAAAUCCAAAGAUUGAAUCAUCUUUUGGAAAUGGAGAAAGGGAGAUGGUUUGAGGAGAACCAAAAGGUAGUCGAACUGGAAUCACAGUUGGAGGAGACAAAAUUAGAGGUGAAAAGGCAGAAAAAUCUCAAAGAAAUGUUUAUCAACAAGGGUAAAGAGACAAAGAAGGAACUCGAGAGAUUACAAAAGGUUAGUGAUCCAGAGAUCCUAAACUCUGCAGCCAUUGCCGAAAUAGUUCACAACGACAUGAAAUACAAGAAGAAAAAGAUGCUGCAAAAAGACUUUGAUGAACUGAAGGUGGCCCACAUCCUCAUCCAACAAUCUCUUACCUCACAAAUCCAGGCAGAAAAAGACAAGAAUAUUGCCCUCCAGGAAGAACUGGACAAACUCAAGACUUCCUACCAGGAGCUUCCCUCCAAAAGUAAAGAUGCUGCUGCAGAAAUGCAGCAUGUUGGGAUUCAGACAGAGAAUGAAGAAAGAUCCAGUGAGAACGAACAACUCCUCGAAAAUCUCAGAGCUGAGAAGGAAGAACUCUUCCAAAAAAUGUCUCAAGAGAUCGCAUCUCUGCGAGAGAGGGACACCAGUUUGCUGAGACAACUAGACCAGCUUCAAGUUUCAUACCAAGAACUGAACUGUAGGUAUGAAAAAGAUGUUUCUGCAUUAAAACAGCAAGCAGAGGCAUAUCAGCAGGAGCUAAACUGCCACAAAAAUGCUAGUUCAGAGAGAGCAAGGCAGGACCUGCAGCUUAUCAAUGACCUGAGAGCUGAAAAAGACGAUCUCUAUCAAAAAAUGUCACAAGAGGUCGCAUUGCUUCAAGAGAAGGAGAAAAAUUCACAGAGUGAAUUAGAGCAGGUUAGAGAGUCAUACCAAGAAAUGACCUGCUUGUAUGAAAAAGACGUUUCUCUACUUAAACAGCAAGUAGAAAAAUAUCAGAAGGAGGUUGAUCAUGAGAAAAAAGCUAAUUCAGAGCGAACAAAGAAUGACCUCCAGCAAAUCAACCAACUGAAAACUGAGAGGCUUCAUCUCUACCAACAAAUGUCUCAAGAGAUCCAGAUUCUGAAACAGAAAGAGCUGGUGAACCAUUUGUCAGGUGAGACAGAACAGAGUGAAAAAGAGAACUCUGCACUGAAACAACAGGUAGAAAAACUUCAACUGCAGAUAAUUCAGGAGAAGAAAAGUCAUUUGGAGGCAUCAAAGAAGGACCUGACACUUCUUAACAAGUUGAGAGCUGAGCAAGACCAUCUCAAAGAAAACGCCUCAAAAGAAAUCACCUUCCUUCAAGAAAAGGACAAACGAUUGCAGGGAGAGAUGGACAAGAUUCAAGUUUUACACCAGGAACUGAUUUCAAGGUAUGAAACUGAUGUUUCUGCACUGAAACAGCAAGUGGAAACCUUAAAGCAGGAGAAAAAUAUCCAGAAAGAGCCUAAACAGGAAGUCACUGUCCCUGCAUGCACUGAUCUUGACAACUGCUCAGAGGAAAACCUGUCAGAGACCGGAGACCUCACUGAAGAAUCAACAAAGGUCAUCAACAAGGAUGUAAAGGAAAUUACUGAUGAGCCUGUAAUGCAGUCAGAGACAAACAACCCAGAUACCAAACCCAUGGCGGGAGCAGGCAAAGUGACUAAAUCAAAGCGUUCAUUAUGGAAAAGAUUUCGCCACUCUCUGGGUUUGAGGAAAUCAAAAAAGUAG
Cyprinodon tularosa is the source of this 1996-nucleotide messenger RNA. Its product is annotated as golgin subfamily A member 3-like. Bases 143 to 1996 code for a protein of 617 amino acids. Lineage: Eukaryota; Metazoa; Chordata; Actinopteri; Cyprinodontiformes; Cyprinodontidae. The record is from RefSeq and is a predicted model, not a curated record. The transcript has a single exon.